GUUGUAGACAGAAACAAUAGCUUACACGAGGGAGAUAUACUAUUGACAAAGCGCCAAAAAAGCCUGUUACGAGUAGGGCAAGGGAAUAGCAGACGAUACAAGCGCGCGGCCAUGAGGAGUUUGGCGCGACGAUGGAUCUCAGGUGGUCAGGCUGUGGUUCCAUACCAACUGGAAGGGAGUGUUGGUAAGCCUGUUACUAUCUACUGUCAUUUUUAGACUUUUUAGACUAACAGGCCUGUUAGACUAACUAACAUAACUAUAUCGGAAAGCUUUUGCAUGGAACCCGUACCAGAUAGGGCCUCUAUUCACAAAUCACAACGGUGAUUUCAGCGCGAUUUCUGUAACAGAACGGAUCUACGCCAAGUCGACCUAUCUUUUCGUGUCGGUACAAAAAGCUAUCCGGUGGGAACAUAGCCUUAGACUUUUUAGUCUUUUACGUCUACCGGUCAGCGCCCUGUUGUCCCGGGGAGGGGGGAAGGGGGGAAGGGAGGCAAUCCCUCGUAUAAGCCGUAUAGGUAUGUGCCACCCCAAAGGGUAUGGUAUCGUACCCUGAUUCCAGACAAAAUGGGCCGGCAAAAUCUAUACCCGUUUUCAGACCAAAACGGCGCAAAAAAUAAUACCCUUUGGGGCGGUAAAUGCCUAUAUGGCUUAUAUAAGGGAGUACCCCCUCGAGUCUUCUCUAACCCCAAGGACGAAAUUACUAGCAAGAUUAAACAGCUUUUGUGAACAUUAUUUCCAAGGCGAAUGAAAAUUAUUCUCCUCAGUUAUUCUCAUCGCUAGAUAAGUUUGUUUUACUUUGUUUUAUGCAGGAUAAUUUUAAUAUUUGAUUAUUUCCCGUUACAGGGCAUGCUAGGCGUGUAAUCAAUGCGGCUAUUCAACAUUGGCAGAAAAAUGUUCCAUGUCUCAAGUUUGUUCCACGCUCAAGUCAUCGUAACUACGUUAGCUUCUUUGCUGGGGGAGGGUAGGUUCUUAUAACUUGACCUCAAGAUCCAAUUAUUUAAAAGUCAGUUCUUAAUCCGUUUUUUAAGAAAAUACAAAUUUGGAAUUGAAAUUAGAAGCAUUAUACUGAGUACUAUAAGCGGACGUUUUUAUAAAAUUAGGAGGAACAAAAUGAUUUUAUCGACAAAAUUAGUUUGAAAAGCUUGAAAGCACUUAAGCUGAUUGACGCGUGUGCAGUCAACUCUCGCCUUGCGGACACCUCGAUAAAACGGACAAUAGCUAAAUCCCCGGCAAAAACAAAUUACUGACGAUUGACUGAAAUAAACUGCUGCCGUUACAGACUCUCGCUAAGGAGGACAAGAAUUCGAGGUCCCUACAGUGUCCGCUAUAAAGUGAAUCGACUGUGUAUGUAUGAGGUUUGGUGUAGUUAAUAGAUAAAGUAAUCUGACAAACUUAGGCUUUAGUUUGGGCCAUAGGGAAUUAAGUUAUUUCUCUAACCCCGCCUUGGAUAACAAGAUUGAUCAUAACGUGUAUGUCUUUGUUAAUGACCACCAAAGGCCAUUCGAUGCUAAAUAGUCCUCUAAAGAUGGCAACUAGAGACCUCAUAAUCGUUAGUCACCGUUUUUUGCUAAUCUUGAGUUAUCAUUUUCUUUUCCGGUCUUGUUCAUUGUUUUCCACAAAGGUGCUAAAAGACAAAAGUACCGUUUAGAAAUGAACUUCAGUUGUUGAAUCAUGUUCAGAUAUUUUCAUUAAUUUCACAAAUGUAAUCCAUUUGUUUAAAUUGUUAGUUGCUACUCAAUGGUUGGGCGGGUUGGCGGACAACAGAAAAUCUCCAUUGGACGAGGCUGCGAGUAUCUUCAUACUGUGAUUCAUGAGAUCGGUGAGUUUUUUGCUCUCAAGUCAGUGCUGUCUUUAAUGAAAGAACAGCCAAGGAUACUCUAAAUUUUAUUCAAUUUUGUCAGAAGCUGACCACCGGCUCCUGAACUUUAUGUGCGUCUCAGAUUAUUAAAGGCAAAAAUCUGGUACAAAUGCAGUUGAAGCACAUCGCAGAAACGCGAUGCUCAAUAACCGUCAUUUGGAUCAACAUAUCAGUUGUUCUUGCCGACUUCAGUUCAACAACCAAAAAACUGUCAAAGACUCCAUGGUUCCUUCUGAUUCUUUUCAAAAUAUCAUAUUAGCUAUAGGGCUUGGGGGUGGGGAAAAACGGUCAUCUGUGAAACGAUUAUCUAUAGUGUACAGUUAAAGACUAUUGACUCAAAAGAUCAAUGAAAUAUAUGGUGAUCACAAUCAUAGUACCUGUCACAGUCACAUCACUCGCACAGUCAUAACACCAGUCCCAGUCACAUCACUCGUCGCAGUCUGAAAUUACAUAAUCUCUUACCUGAUACUUUCGACAGGGCACGCCCUCGGGUUUUGGCACGAGCAGUCCCGUCCCGAUCGCGACAGGUACAUCAACAUUCACUGGAAUAACAUUCCCUCAGGUGCGUGGAACUAUGAACAUUAUUUAUAACUUCAUUAUCUAGCUGUCUGGUUUGAACAUAGUCUUUAAGAGACUGGUUUUGAACGGCGGCAAACAUGAAAUAGAAAAACAGCGGUGCUGCGGUUUAUGUUCGAAGUCCGGGGGGGACUCCGCAUAUGAAAUGAGUGGGGAUGCUCGUCGUCUCUUUUGGUCUCACUUAGGGUGUUCUGGGCAAAACGUCAAUAUUUAAUCGUGAAGGUCUCGUUUAGGGUUGCACGCGAAAAAAACGUAAAAAUAUAUAUUUGAUAUGUGUAUUUUUAAUGCGUUUUAUUUACUCCAUUCAUGUAAUCCAAGUUUUCUCAUUUGUCUGUGUUUUAACAUGGUCUCUUUUAGGGGUCAAAAAAGCUUGGCCCACGCCCAGAUCGGUCUCCUUUAGGGGUUUAAUUCAAAAUUUCCGACGAGCAUCCCCACCCCAUUCAGAUAGUCCCCCCGGGGUUGGAAGCUCUCUGACGGUGCGGAAUCCUUUGUUUUUAAUUGGCAAAAUGUGAAAAUUGGGAUGUUUUUAUUGGUCAAUAGAAUCAAAAUGCUAGGAAUGCUAUGAGCGUUGUGCACCGCCAGGUCUAGAAAAACAUGGCACAAAGGAGUCUGACGGUUUUCAUCACUAUUCCACUCUGUUAAGUAUAGUUUGAAUGAAAUUUUACCAAUGUACUGAACAUUAUAUUAUGGGCAAAAGCGAUGUUUUGUUUUGUCUUCUGCUGGCCUAGACAAAGAAUAAUAAUUGUCAUGCAAACACUUGUGUCAUUUUAGACUGUGAGCGUUGCCUUUCUCUCGACAGGAUUUCGCUCUCAGUUUACUAAGAUGUCUCAAAGCGCUAUCAACUCGCGAGGCGUAGGAUAUGAUUACGAUAGUGUGAUGCACUACCACUCAACCGCUUUUGGAAAUGGACGAAUCACUAUCACGCGCAAAGAUGGCAGCACAAAGCUGGGCAACACGCGUGGACUGAGCCCAAAGGACAUAGAACAAGCCAGGAAAAUGUACUGUGGUUCCACGCCUACUAACCGCCCUGCUACCCAGAGACCACCACGGCCUUCAACACCUCCUUCUGGUAAAUGACCUUUUUCUGCGGCUUUUGCUGACUCAGUGAUUUGUAAGACUUUCUAAUACUCAAAAUUCGCCUGAAAAACGAUCUAAGAAUAAACUGGUCUGUGAAAACACCGUUGCAUGGCCAAAAGGGGUUGCUCGGCCCCUAGCUAAGGCCGUUUCUUACAAAAAAAAAUUGCAAUUUUGCAACAAAAUUCCUCAUUGGAUUUAGGUUUAAUCCAAAGCUGAAGGUAGCCACUUGGUUUAACAACCAAUGCCUUUCCCUGCUCCCCAGAAUGAUUAAUCUGGUGGCUUAUAUUCUUAUAUAUUCUGCACACUAAAAUGGAUUAAGGAUGUCCAUGCUUUUCAACGGCAGAACGUUUUAGAGGGAGAACGGAUGUUGUUCCAAGCGCUAUGUAUAUCAUUGAUGCCCCAUAGCGAGACUAAGGACUUUUUCAAUAAAAUAUUGAGAGCGCUGUAAAUAUUUUAACAGGUUGUCAGGACAAUAACAAUAAGUGUCCUACUUGGGCCAGAAAUGGACACUGCAGAGGAGGUCAGUGGCAGAAUUAUAUGAAGACGAACUGUAAAAGGAGCUGCGGGCUCUGUAAUGGUGAGGAACUCUUUUUAUCAUUGUGAUAUACUUUUAGCUCAGUGAUCUCUACUGUCCAUAUUUUUAAGCCCUUGUCAUCAUCCUGUAAGACCACUAUCAUCAUCACCAUCAUUAUCGGCAUCAUCAGAAGUCCAUAACAAGGGCUCCUGUCAUCAUAGACAUCAUCAUCAUAUCACCACCACCGCCACCAAAACCAUUAUUACCAUAUCACCGCCAUCUUCACCAUCAUCAUCGCUGACCAUCAUUGAUCAUCACGCAGGGGCGGAUCAAGGAUUUUUUUUAGAAUGGGGUGCAGUCGUCUCUUGCUCUACUUCAACAACAAUAAACCACAUAGUUUUUUUUUUGCUCAUUAAACCAGUUGACGUUCUCGUUAAAACCGCGUCGGUCAUCUCAGGAACCAUAUCACCGCCAUCUUCACCCUUCCCAAGAUCCGCCCCUGUCACGACCACAAACACCAAUACCUCUAUCACCAUCCCUAUAAUAAUGAUCAUCGUUAUAUGGCGAUCAUCAUAAUCAUAAUUAUACUAAAAUCAGUUGAUGCUUAAGUUGUACAAAUGGUCCCUACAGGAUGUCAGCACACAGACAACAACAGCAACUGCCCGUUCUGGGCGAAAAAAGGUUAUUGUAGAGGCCAGUGGCAGAGAUUCAUGGAGACAAACUGUAAAAAGAGCUGCAAAUGUAAAGGUAAGAUGGAAAAAAAAAACAAAUCUUUGCUUCUCAUGCGCAGGCGCACCUGCGAUAACAUAAGGACUAUAUGUAACCAUUUUGGUAUGAGGGUAUCGAUAAAAAUUAUUUUCCUUUGAUAUAAGCCACACUCUAGGUGUUCUCGGCUUGGUCAAUCCUGGACUCUACCAUGAGCUGUGACGUCACCGAGUGAUACACGCCGUGAACGCUCUUUCCCAGACUUCGCGCAGACAACGGAGUAAGAGAGAACGCCUAGGGACUAGGCUGAGCCACACUUUUUUAGGUCCUAGAUCUAUGCUCCUGCUUUUUUAGGUCCUAGAUCUAUGCUCCUGCAUAAGAAUAAACCUACGAUAGAAUGGAAAUGAAACGUAAAAAGUGUUAACAGGCAAUCUUGACUCUUUUUUUAUAAAAUGAAAAGUACCAGUCCGCUCCCACGUGAGAUACAGACCACGUAUACCACUGGAUUACCUCAGUUUUGACUCGCCCCAACUCUCGCUUAGUUUCAACGUCCAAGCUGGCGGGAGAGCACUAGUCCUUAAAAAAGCAUCAAAGUUCGCGCUGCCUUAGCAGGCCAGAAACAAAGCCAAUCAAAUGAUUGCUAAUGGCUACACGGCCCUAGAUAUCACUGCCCAGUGACGUGCAGUCUUCUGAUUCUAGAAAGAUCUAAGGUCGUUGCCAUAAUGAUCGUAAAAAUCUUGGUUGGAGAUCGGGCCUGAUUUUGAACCCGCGAGCUUCGCUGAAUCCACAAGUAGGCAAGAUGAAGCAAAGCCUUCGUUCUGAUCGGCUACCAGAGCGGGCAAGAUGGGCCCAUACCACCCCUUCUUCAGACUUCACGCUUGCUAAAUAGCGCAGGUCGCAACAUUGUCACAACGUUGUCAUAACAUUGUUACAACAUAACAGGUGUUCUUUUCAAAACGAAGAUCAGUAAAAGUUCUCUUUUGGCCAUAUGAUAAAUCCUUUAUUGACCAAGCUUUUUUGGUCUAGAUGGCUGAACAUUGUUCUCUGUUUUUUCAUUUGCGUUUUUAUUACUGAGACAAAAAAAAGAACGUGGCCAAUAUCCAGCCGUCUUCAGACCUCACGCUUGCUAAAUAGCACGGGUCGCAACAUUGUCACAACAUUGUCACAACUUUGUCACAACUUUGUCAUAACAUUGUUACAACACAACAGGUGUUUUUUUCAAAACCUCUACGUAUCAAUCAAAGUCAGAAAGGAAUAGAAAGGAUUGGACCGGAACUGAUUCUCUAGUAUUGCUUAUUUUAUUAUUUUUUAAUUCUCCUUCAGAUAACAGACCCUGCACUGACAAACGCAAAAGCUGCAGUUCCUGGGCAAGAUCAGGUUACUGCAAAGAUCGACGGUACGCAGUCUUCAUGGCCAUCAAUUGCAAAAAAACCUGUAACAAAUGUUAACAACUCAGUUACUCCGAUCGUCUACUGAAGUCAAAGGGUUCAGUAUAGACGAUGGGUACCGAAGAAAGGACUCAAACCUCUAUAAUACACAGAAUUUAGAUCAGUUAGAAGUACAGCUAUUAUAGGGCACUGUUAGAAUAGCCAGCUACUUACAGUACUGGAUGAGAAACAAAAUAAGGCGAAAUUAGAGCAAAGUACAGUCCACCAACAAGAGAGAAUUAACCUUUAUUUGCGACCACCACCCAUAAGCGACAACCCCCGGCAUCCGAGGCACUUAAAUUUUGCUAGUCACUCUAGUCAAAGCCCUACAGUUGGAAUCUCUCAGCCGAAAACGACCACCUCCUGUAUAAGCGACCGUGACCACUUUUCGGGGCUGACGGCGUGGACGACUUAGAGUUCUUAGAGUAUAGUUCAAAGAACUUUUAACAACAUGGAGCUUCAUAUAAAGUAACUUAGAAUUAACAUGCAAUACAUUAUCUUCCAUAAACUAGACCCCCUCUCGGAAGAGACCCCUGGCCUGUGGUUCGAUUCCUGUAUUCGACCACCUCUCCUACUGGGUGGUCGCUUUCGGGAGGUUCGGCUAUACCUUCAACCCUAAACUAUUUUAUGUUUUGUUUUGUUAUAUUUUUUGUUCUCGUUAAAGUUAUCCAAAAGAGGGCAUGUCUUUCCAUAGACCUACUCGAUGUUUGUCUGUGUUUAGAGAAGAAUACAUUUUACAGCAGAUACUUGUUAUUGUACUAAAAAGGUUUUGCAUCUAUCCGUGAUAAUAAAUAAAGAAUCUUUUAUUGUUGUGAUCAAGUUUGGUUUGUCUGGUUUACUGACCUGGUCUGUCUCAGGCUACGCCCAGUCCGGGGAGGGGGGGACUGCCAUAUGAAAGUGACGGGGAAGCUCGUCGUCUCCCUUUGGGGUGUAAAUUGCAGAUUUUGGUUUCACUUUGGGUAAUUGGGAUGGAAAGUCACUGUAUUUGCCCAUUCAGGUGUCACUUAGGACUAAGCAUAAAGAUAUUUACAAAAAAUGCCUUGAUACAGACCACACAUAAAUCUCCGUUUAAGCUUGAGCCACACCCAUAUUGGUCUCCCUUGGGGGUUUAAUUUGGAUUCUCCGACAAGCGGAACGUCCACACGAAUCCAAAGUGUUUACUUUUUUACACAAGUCGGCCUUCCGUCCACAAGGAAUCAGGAUAAAAAAAUACGCCGGUUUCAAAAAUGUCGAGAUUAGUGUGGACUAGGCGCGGCACUCCCUUUUUAGGUCUACCCGUGAAGGGGCACUUGCCUGGGGCACUUGGCGCUGAACAGGGUAUACAAUCUCACUAUUUCAUUCAUCAUCAUCAUCACCAUCAUCAUCAUCAUCUCGAUUAGGUUGUUAAAAGCCGGUUAGGAAACACACCAACAAGGGUUACCUUUUCUGUCAAAAAAUGGUGUAUAUAAAAGUGUAAGACGUUGAACCUCGAGGCGGAACCUCCCCAUAUAAAAUGUUAUUGCGCCAGUCCGCCUGGGGUGCUGUUUUACCAGUGCGGAGUUGGUCAUGAGAUUCUUUUCACACUUACAAUUGCUGAACUAGUAAGUAAAAGGCAGAAUAAUUAGUAACGCUUGUUCGACUAGCAUCGUUUAGCCUGCCGAACAGGGGUUGUUUUGCGCGUUUUUCGAACGAACGUAACACAGAGCGGUGGCCUGUGUACAGACCCCCCUCCCCUCAGGAGGCUAACAAAGCGGGCGUGAGACUCGUGUCUGGUGCUUCGCUCGCCUCGCGCUUGCUAAUCUGUUCCAGGCGUUCAGAUUGUGGCCUGAGGCGCAAGGAGAUGUGAACAGGAAAAACAGCGAAAGGGGUCUUAACGCCUGGAACAGGCCGCGUGCUUUCGCUCGCCGAAAAACGCGAAAAAAAAAAACGCCCGUUCUGCAUCUAUUGUUUUUUUUAAUAAAAUGCAUUAAAAGUUACUUUAUUUCGCUCCUCAGUAUGUGGUAUUCUACCAAUUAACCUUGACAUUCACAGGGUCACUACCACUGAUAAGGUACUAACGAGGUACGUGGUAGUUGGUAAGUCUCACGCACGGUCUCAUAUUCCCUUUAUAGAAAUAGGAAGACACUGCUCGCAGACAUUUUUUUUUCUAAUUGAUGCAUUAUUUGUUAGUCAGUCAGUUUGCUUUUUUAACAUAAUUUUUUCUCACUUUCAAAAUUGUAUUUUUUUCAAUGUUGUAUUUUAUUAAAAUAAUCCAGGACACCUAGAAACCGCCUGACAGGAAAUGACAGAUGUGUCAUAAUUUUGCACGGAAAAUACCGGUAUUAAACAAUGAAUGAACUGGAGACGAAAACCAGGUCAUUUGUUUCUCACCUUUUAUAGUCCUUUACAUCGCUACACCACACACCUGGCCUGCAGUGCAGGCGGUUUCAUCGGGCGCGAGAAUGUUUUGCUCGCGAAAGCGCCAUGGUGAAACUCGAAAAGAGAAGAGGAAAUGGGGCGAGUCAAAAGGAGCGGGGAGGGGGCGGGGAGUCGGCAGGGAGAGAGAAGAGAAAACCAAAAGAGCUUUGUAUCAGAACAAGGUCAACUUCAGUCUCACAUUCACUCGAAACCUAAUGCCCUAUACACACGUCUGAAAACGCGUACGUUUCGAUGCGUUUAAGCCUUCCGUCGACACCAAUACGCUGAGCGUUUUCAUUAAAAACGCAUCAAUUUUAAAACGCUCUUGAAAGCGGAUCAAAACGAAAACGCAUACACAUCAUACUAGUUUGGACAGUCGAAAACGCUUCAAAACUGUAGUGUGGACGCGAAAUGAUCGAUGCGUUUUCGAUGAUAACGAAAACGCAUACUUUUGAAAACGCAUUAGUGUGGACCGGGUAAUAAUGCUCUGGCUCACGACUGUAAAUAAGAUUUUUUUCCCCUUCGGCAGACUAUAAAUUGUAAAAUUCGGGAGAAAAUAAUUAGUUUUCCAGCUUCAUGGUUGAAAAGAAAUGGAAAUAAAUUAGCUGCGUUAUUUAAACUUCUAUUGAAAAGGCAAGGUGAGAAAAUAUUCAGGAAAUCGCUAUACGAUACCUGCCCGUGGACCCGUGAGGCUGUGAUCAGACCAGACGUUUCCGGUCAGAGAAGAUUGGCCGCGCGCACAUUGCAGAAGAAAAGGUGACGAAAGACUAAAACGAUGCGAUACAAAGCAUAUAAAAAUACGGUAACAAAUCUCCCGCUGCUUGUCAUUGACGUAUAUGCAUUGUGAAAUAUUUUUGAAUACUACGCAGAACUAAGCAGACGGGCAAACGCCUCGUUAUUGCUCACGUUCGCAUUCCCUAGAAUUCUGCUAUAAAAUAGUGGGCGCCCAUUUCUGUGUUAAAGAAGAAACCUUUGCGUUUAGUCUCUGGACGAUGUCGCUGCUCUUUUUUACAAGUUUGUUGUUCGCUUCGCAGUGGUCCUUAGGUCGCCUUGAGGAAGCACGGCCAUCGCAUCUCAUUCCAACAGGUAAAAGAGUGCACGGUUGGCAAAAUUCACUUCCAAAACAAUAGCUAAACUGAUCAGUGUAUGUUUAAGAAAAGGAGAGAAAUAUCAUGUUGAACUGGAAACCUUAAUUGUAGUCUGGAAUAAAUGAAUACAGAGUAGUUGAGUGAUGUUUUAGUACAGCUGAUGACUUAUUCUACCUGGUUAUUCUACAGACCAGGUCUGCGACACACGGAACACAACCAGUGGAGAAUGCUGUGUGUUUCCCUUCACAUAUCGCGGAGAAACCUAUUACGACUGCAUCACAAAGGACUUUAACCGCGAGUGGUGCUCACUGGACGAAGACUAUGAUAAGCAUAAACGAUUUGGACUUUGUGGUAAGGGAACAUUUCUUAUUUCGCAUAAUGCGUGUGAAUGUGUUUGUGUCAGCAGGAGGCAAGAAAUACUGUAGUCUCAAUCUCCAAGCAAAUAAAUAAAAUAACACAAGCAGUUCCUUAUUUUUCUGGUCAAUAAGUAGUUAAGUGGCAAGCGCGUCAAAGGUUUCUGAGAGCUAGGGCCCUUUCGUCUUCGUCACUGCGCUCUAAAAUAUUUUAGCAGCAGUGGGUGGAUUUCCCGGGGGAUUUCUACUGUCGAGUAAUUUUUAUGUGCGUACGUGCACAGGCAUCCCAAGCUCACGUUACGAGUGUGUUAUGUGAAUUUUCUCACAAGAGAGUCGGUGUCGCGUUACAUUUAGCUACCGUUGAGACUUUGUAUGAGAAAUAAAAUACUGAGGUCUGUGAACGCUAAAUAUCGUUAUAUUUUUACUUUUUCUUUAUAAAAUAAAUAAAGGAGACUUACCUAAGAUGAAAUACAUCAAAGGUAAGUCUCCUUUAUUUAUUUCAUAGAAAAACGUAAAAAAGAAAAUGAUAUUUAGCUUUCACAGACUUCAGUAUUUUAUUUCUCAUACAAAGUCUCAACGGUCGCUAAAUGUAAAGCGACACCGACUCUCUUGUGAGAAAAUUGACACGACACACUCGUUACGUGAGCUUGGGAUGCCUGUGGUACCUGUGUAAAAUUUACUUUCGCAAAUAUGUAAAAGAGAGGCAAUGUGUGAAAGAUCGCGCGUCAAAGUAACAGUUGAACCUCGCUCAACUUCAUGUUUAAGCGCAGCACUUCAUAACUUUUUUCUAUUUUAUUUACGCGAGUAACACGUAACAAUUACCACGACAGUGGAAAUCCACCCUAACCCUGGCUUCAGAGAUCAGUUCUCGAAAUACGUAGGAUGAAAUAACCAGUGCGCACGGUUUAAUAUAAAAGCGGCCUCGCCGUGAAAUCAGGAAUUAGGAAAGAAAAAACCCUCUGGUAUACCCGCCAUCUUUCUCUGAGUCAAAUGACUGGGAUUUCAUAAACAACCCAGCGAUUUUUGAAGAUUUUCGAGGAUUUUCCGAAGAUUUCGCAAGGUUGCCGAAAAUGACCGAAGAUGUUCCGACGACCUGUUAACAACGGCGACAUUUGGUGUGUUCUGAUCUAUUUAGGACGCAAAGUCAACAUGAGCACCCAUGGAAUUUAGUAUCUCAAUAGGAUUAGAAGUUAAUAUUUGCCAUCAGAGAUGUGAAAAGCCGGCGGGUUCCUAGUCUGUUACGCAGCCGUUUACUAGCGGGUUCUACCGUUGCCAGUCGGUCUAAAUGGAACAACUAUUUGUACAUUCGCUUGACUGACCUUCUGUACUAUGAUGGGCUAGAUUAUAAGAACGUGAAUAAAAAGAACGGAUUAAAGACCUGAUUUAGCUUAUGACGGCAGGAAUAGCCUGUUCCAGGCGUUCAACUAAUUUUUCGCCCGCUCCCCACUAUCUGAAAGCCUGGAAAAGGCUACGGCAGGAACGAUACUGGGAUCUGGCUAAAACCUCUGAGGAAAUAACGUAGACUGGCCAGAACGUUUUCUUUAGCCUGCAUAGCAAGCGUUUCCAAUCGAUUUAAUGCGCUAAAGUUGGAGCGAAAGCAAAAGAUAUGAAGGAUCGAAGGGGUAGGACGAGUCCUUCUCUCCACUCCCCCUCCCCCUUCAUUUUUCUCGUUUGCUCUCGUCCCAACAUGCUCGACAAACUCAUGCGUAAACGCUUGCUACGCAGCCUACUUUUUCUUGAGAUCCUGUAUUUGUAUUAAAGUUUGUGAGUGUUUCUGUCCUUUCUUCACAGCAAAACAGACUACCAAGCCUGUCUUUGAUACCAUCCUUGAGUCCACAGAAACAAACAACGGCAAAUCUGGAGGUCAGUAAUUAGACUACAGUCAAACCUCGUUAAUACGGACACUGAGGGGGGCAUGGAAAGUGUCCGUGUUAACAGGGUUGAAUUUAGAGAAAAUGUAAGGGCUUUUUUUCUCCGGGAACAAAGCCAACAGUCUGUAAUAAAGAGGUGUGCAUAUUAAGCGGGUGACCGUAAAGGGGGGGAGGGGGGUGUAUUUUAUCCUGUAAUUAUUUGUCUCAUUAGCUUAGCGUUGUUACUCGAGCUGACCUGCUGACAGCAACAUUUUUGCCGAGGUAUGGAUUAAGAAACAAAAACUAGCCUAGUGAGUAUGUUUAGAUUCAAAAUAAGGUACAGUGGAAUCAGUAGCCUAUUUAUACUACCACGGUCAGAAAUCCUGAUCAUGUUUAACUGGGCAUGGUGGUGUUACAUUUAGCCCGCGAGCAGGCGAACAAGCGGCUUGCGAAGCGCUCUCGUCUCCCCCUUUCCUUUGCUGUGCGCUCGCUCGUGAUCUCUCGCGAUUUCCCCCAAAUGGCGAGUUAGGGAACUAAUAAAAGCAUAGUCGUUGGUCGGAUCAACGAGGGAGGGGGGGGGUGCGGAUUGACGAGUUUGUAGCUCAAAAGGAAAUGGCUUUACUUUUGUUCGGACCAGUAAAAGUAGCUCUUUUACCAUCUUGCGAGUGGGUUUGGGAAAAAUUUUGGUAACCUUCGUAGCAAGGGUUUCCGCGCAAGUUGUUGAGAAAAUUGGUCGACGAACGGGAGCAAAAAAGAGGAAUAGAGGGGCAGGGGAGUUUCCGAUUUUUCCCUUUCCAUCCACUUUAUUUCAUUUUUUUGCUUUGCUCCAACUUUCGCGAAAUAACUCGAUCGGAGAUGCUUGCCAGGCAGGCUAAAAUUUUGGCGGCUAAGGCGGCGAUAGAGUAACAAGUUUGGGGCGAGGAAAAGUCACGUCCUAUUCUUCUCUCCUGCUUCGCCCUAAAAGGUGCCCGAAACUCGCGCAGCUGAGCCUGCUGGUAGUCUACUGAUUGACGAGGUGUCCUUAUCGCAGAUUUUCAAUGUAACACAGCUACUAAUUUUUUAUGCAGAUGGAGAUGAACUGUUUCAAGGUGACAUCAUUAUGACGUCAGAAAUUCGCAACAGCCUUAGAAGCCGAGGGAUAUUGAUGCCGGGCGACAAUUCAAGGGGCUGUCUGCAGGAUCCCACGGAUAAGCCGCAAGAACAGAAUCAAAGACUUAGGAGAGCGCUUAUUAACACCAGGAACAGAGAUUUGCGUUGGCCUGUUGUUGGACGCAGAGGGUACAGAGAGGUUCCUUACGAAAUCACACCAUCUAACUGUAACUAUUUAUUGAUUUUACAACUGUUCUUAAAAAUACCUAUCAGUUCUGACCUUAAGUCGCGAAAAAAGAUUGUCUCUCCUAAGAUCCUAGCUAGUCCCGGGGGUACUCCCUAAAAUGGCCUAUACGGGGAGGCUCCGCCCGAAAGGGGUAUCUUUUUCAGGCUUCAACCUUCAAGUAUAUGAAAGGGUAGAGAUUUCAUUAGCUGAAGUAUAAGAAAGGGUAGGGAAGUCUUUCAUUGCGGUUUGUGAGAGGACCUUAAAUGGCUGACAGGCACAAUUAUCCCACCAGCUACACAGGCUAUGAAGAAGACAAGAAAACUUCCUGGUUUAGUGCGAUUUAUUUAUAUAUUCAAAAGACGGUGCAUUUACCACAGUUUAAAGGGAUGUAGAGUUCUAAGCUAGAAAUGUGAAAGAGGUACCAAUUCUCAAUUUAUCGCGCGAUAUUUUCGAUUUAUAUAUCGCGCGAUAAACUGUCUUUUUUUUAUCGCGCAAUAUAAAAAUGUAGGUAGCGUGUCCUCUAUGGGCCACCGCAUAUUUGUCAUUGAAAGGCAUAAAUGAGUUAUAUGAAGGUACCGGUCAGAAAAGAGCCAUAACCGAGCUAAAUGUGUUUGGCCGGUCAACAUCACCGGCCGGCCAAAAUUAUUUUGAGCCCUGUCUUUACACCAUAGGUACUAGGUGAAUGCAAUCGAGCUGAAAUGAGCCUAUUGUGCUUCUUCAGUUCCCAGAUGAGUGCUCACUUAUUACAGUGCUAUUUUUGCAUUCUCCUGAUAAGCAAUUAUUGGAUGAGCCUGUUAGUAUGAUAAGAAAUAUUACGCAGAUUGCGGAGGGAGAUGAGGAGGAAUUAUGCCCCAUUGAACCAUGGUUCCAGAUCUUAAUUAGAGGUACCCUAUUUAUUCGAUUAAGCGCCCAACCUCGAAUAAGCGCCCACUCUCAACGUCCAAAAAUUUAAUAAGAGGGCGCUUAAUCGAAUAAAAACGGGAUUCCUUUUGUUGUGUGUCCCUUUUAAACGAAAUUCAGACUGACUAUGGUUUGUGUUUCAUAGAUAAGGUGCGCGGCGUCAUUGAGCGCGCUAUGAAUCAUUGGAUGGAAAGAGUCAAAUGUCUUCGGUUCGUCCGUAAAACCUCCAGUUAUACCGGCCGUUAUCUCAGCUUCUUUUCUGGUGGCGGGUAAGGUUUUGCUUUUUUCUUAAAUCCUUUAUCAGAGGCUCUUCGUCAGUCGAACCCACCCAAAUGUGCGAGAGAAAGCCAAGAGGAAGGCAUAUUUGCAGUGACUGAUAAUAUGACUGUGUGACAGAAUUCGGCCCUGAAGAAACAUUCCAAAGUAUGCCUUAUCUUUUUUGGUUGUUUUUCCGUGAUAGGUGCUAUUCGAUGGUAGGUCGCCAACCAGGCUCAGGGCCUCAGAGGAUCUCAAUUGGAAAUGGAUGUGGUCACUUGGGUGUGGUGGUACAUGAAAUUGGUAUGCCAUACUACAACCUUAAAACGGUCCAGGGACGGGAAGCGGGGGUACUCCAGGGAAUUCUUGUUGUGGCUGUGCCGCUCGGUUCUCCAAAUCCUGACCCUAUUUCACGCCAAAAAUGUUAUUUUCCACACGCGUUUUCAGACGUGAAGGAGGUCACAAAACGCAUCAUACAUGUUCACAAACUAGACAGAAAUUAUAUCAUCAUUACUGAGAUUAGAACGCCAACAAAGAGAUUUCUUAAAAUUCAUUUAGAAUUGCAUAUUAUGGGUUUAUUUCUUUUUUCUUUGGGACCAAUCGACGAAUAUGUUCAUACACCACCGUAACUCCCUCGAAAACUUCACCCGAUUCCGGACCAAGAUGGGCGAAGUCUAUACCCGUAUUUCAGACUAAAACGGUGCAAAAACCAUACCCUUUGGGGCGGCCCAUACCUAUAUGGGAGUACUCCCCCUCCCCCCACGGGAAAGCGGCUAUGUCACGACUGUCUAGUUUAGUUAUUUUGUUAGCAAUACUAAUUACGUUUCUUUACGCGCUAUGGAACCUGGGCAUUGGCAAUUUAAAACUUGUGAUUGACAAAACCACAGCUCCGGUUCACACAUUUGUCUCCCAAGCAUCAAACCAAUAUCAAACCCGGUUACAAACAACAAAUGAACUUUGAAAAACUGUUAGGCUCAUAAGUUUUCAAAACCGCCAUUGCAAUCCGUUUCAGUCUUCUUCAAGUUUGUCCAUCGGUGUCUCUUUUUGUAUUUACUGGGUUAUUUAUUUCUUCUUUUAAUGUUUUGAGCGGUUUUUAUUACGUUUAACUCAGUUCGGCGGCAUUUCUCGCCGUUUAAUUUUGACAAAUGAUUGUAACACAGCUUCUUUAACUGACAGCACAUGCUGAUAAUCUCACAUCGCUUGUUUGGUGUUUUAGGACACGCCCUUGGUCUCUGGCACGAGCAAUCCCGGCCCGAUAGAGACUCAUACGUAACAAUCAACUGGAACAACAUCCAAAGCGGUGAGCUGUUAAUAUAUGCAGUCGAACCCCUCCUGCUGGACACCUCUCUAUAAUAGACAGUUCUCUUUAUCCCAAAGACGCCAAAAUUCAUACUGCAAUUCCUACCUUUUAUAAUGUGGACACCUCUAUAGUGCGGACACUUGGUCCCGUCCCUUGGGUGUCCGGAUUGAGAAGGUCUGACCUGAUAAUAUUUUUAACUAGAAAUUCUUGAUUACAGUUAGUCUCCCUCGUAGCCGUUACUAGGGUCGUCACGCAACGCUCCUCCCCACUAAUUUGUGAGGAGGAGCGUUGCGUGACGACCCUAAUAACGGCUGCGAAGGAGACUAGAUUACAGUGGGACCUCAAUGUAACGAAGGGCCAAGGGGCUGGCAAAAUUUGUUCGCCAGAAAUAUGAGGUUUGUUUUAUCGAGUUCUUUGUCUAUAUAUUUUAGCAUUACUUGGGUAAAGAAAAUAGUUUGUCAUACCAAGGACUUCGUUAUAUAUAUCGAGGAUCGUUAUGUCGAGGUUCCACUGUAAAUAUCGUCCAUUAUAUCCUUACAGGGAUGGCCUACAAUUUUCACAAGUAUGACACCAAUCGUAUCGACAGUCGCGGCGUUUCCUAUGACUAUGACAGCAUCAUGCACUACUCCUCAACGGCUUUUGCCAACCGACGAGGAGUAAGAACCAUUGUCGGCAAGAAUGGCCGCACUAACCUUGGUCAACGGUAUGGUUUGAGUAAGAAGGACAUUCAGCAAGCGAACUUGUUGUACUGUGGCGCACAGCCACCCGUUACCAAUCGCCCUCCGACCCCUCCAAAGCCUGAUACCCCUCCACCACCAGGUAAGACUAAAAAAUGUGUGAAGUAAUGCCCAAAUCACAAAUGUUUUGGAAGGUGAUUUUUUCCUUUUGUUUGACACGUCUAAAACAGAUAUGAUGUUCUCGAAAGAGCAAAAAAAUCAUCAGCAAUCACGAUGAAACGUCUUGAUUUUGAACAAUUUCCUCCGAUGAAUAUGUAGAUUAGAAAUUUGUGGAAAGAGGUUGUUAUUUCAAACGUGGAUAAUUUUCCGUCGAUAGUUUGUAAACUAUGAAGACCUAACUGACUUAAACGGGAAACCAACUCCUUUUUAACGAAGUAAAAUUAUUGUUUGCCAGCGCCCACAAAGUGCAGUGUAUCAUCAUCAUCAUCACCAUCGUUAUUUAUUGUUUCCAAUAUUACCGAUUUCAUUGUUAGUUCAUCUUUUGCUAUCAUACAGGUUGUCGUUUCACCGAUAAACACUAUUGGUGUCCAUAUUGGAGAAGCCGAGGAUUUUGCGGCAGCGCUCGGCAUUCACGAUUCAUGAAUGCUCAGUGUGCGAAAAGCUGCAAAUGUAACGUCCCAGGUGAGUGA
Messenger RNA from Porites lobata, 16960 nucleotides. NCBI's taxonomy places the organism in Eukaryota, Metazoa, Cnidaria, Anthozoa, Scleractinia, Poritidae. The record is from the annotation of a GenBank genome assembly.